Messenger RNA from Microcebus murinus (gray mouse lemur), 1386 nucleotides. It is a transcript of the gene SPTSSA, whose product is annotated as serine palmitoyltransferase small subunit A. Gene Ontology annotation, cellular component: serine palmitoyltransferase complex. Gene Ontology annotation, molecular function: serine C-palmitoyltransferase activity. NCBI's taxonomy places the organism in Eukaryota, Metazoa, Chordata, Mammalia, Primates, Cheirogaleidae. The record is from RefSeq and is a predicted model, not a curated record. Gene Ontology annotation, biological process: ceramide biosynthetic process.
GGCUGGGCGUGCCGCGGGUGACGCGCAGGGCCGGGCGGGCCAAUGGGCGUAGGGUGGCGGGCGGGCCCGCAGGCCCCGGGCUUCGGGACGCGGACGGGCGGCCGGCCGGACAGACUGACGUGCGGCCGCGUCGCGGGAGGCGAAUGGCGGGGAUGGCGCUGGCGCAGGCCUGGAAGCAGAUGUCGUGGUUCUACUACCAGUACCUGCUGGUCACGGCGCUCUACAUGCUGGAGCCCUGGGAGCGGACUGUGUUCAAUUCCAUGCUGGUUUCCAUUAUGGGGAUGGCACUGUACACAGGAUAUGUCUUCAUGCCCCAGCACAUCAUGGCGAUAUUGCACUACUUUGAAAUUGUACAGUGACCAAGACGCGACCAGGAUCCGGAGGUUCCUCGUGGAAGACCCACCCUAUGAAGCUGGAAUGAGACUUCAUCAGAUGAGACCUCUUCUAGAUGUCAACAUCACCAACCCUAUAAAGACUAAAAUUCAUGAGUAGAACAGGAAAAUCAUCCUGACUCAUGUGUUGUGUUCUUUAUUUUUAAUUUUAGAAGAGGCUCUUGUAUAGUAGUUUUUGUCUAUUUUAACAUUGUAGUCAUUUGUACUUUGAUAUCAGUAUUUUCUUAACCUUUGUGACUGUUUCAAUAUUACCCCGUGAAAGCUUUUCUUAAUGUAACUUUGAGUACAUUUUAAUUGCCUUCUAUUUUUAAAACCCAAAGUCAUUAGUUGGGCUCUACUGUUCUUGCUAUUGUAUGGCAUAUACAUCUGCCUGGAUAUAUUUCUACUCUUGACCAAAGUUUUGUAAGAAACUACAAGAUUUGGGGCAGGGGGAUGGGGAGGGAGGACAUUUUAUUGAGACCUACUUACAAAAGACUUACCUGUAAGCUUGAACUCAGGAGUACAGUUUUAGCUAUCUAGACUCUAACAGCUUUUGCUUUAAAACUAUUAAAGUGUUUCUUAACAAUGAAUAAGAGAGGACCUUGCUAAAGUUAAAAUAAGGAACAUUUCACCUUUUAAAUAUUUAAUUCUUAUGUGGACUUAUUUCCAGAAAACUUUGGUGGUGAUUCUUGUGACAAAAGGUAGCAUUAUUAUGUAAUGCUUAUAUACCAUAGAGUUUUAAUAGAAGGUAAAUCAGUUUUCCCGAGGGCCACUGGUAGCAGUGUAUUUCCUUAAGUUUAGUUUCAGUGAUUGUAAUAGGUGCUGCAAAUGCAUUUGCAUAUUGCAAUAAGUUAUGAUGAGAUGAAUUGUUAUUAAAUUAUAGCAAAAAGAAGUAUAAACGUGGUUAAAAUCCUUUCACUCUUUGUAUUUUUUUUAAGAUUUUUAUUCCUUAAAUGUAAAAUGACUACCUAAUUUUUUGAUGUAAAUUCAUUAAAUUCAAAGAGAAAAAAAAUCA